UGCGCAUGCGCAUUAAAAUUCAUUCCGUUAGCUGUCAAUGUACUUUAUUUUUCUUUAACAAAACUUUGAGGGCAGAAGCCAAUUAAUGCAUUCAAGUCACUCAUCUGAGGAGCUUUAAUUAUUUUUUGAAUACCACUACAAAUUCUUAUAUGAUCUUUCUUUGGUUGUCUUAUCUCCGAAUGAAAAAAAGUUGGCAAACACGACAACAGCGGACAGAUUCACUCACGUUUGCGCAUUUACGACGUCCUUUUUGGCAAAGACUUUGAAUCGUGUUGAUUUGUGAUGGAUCUAAACGAGGAUCGCUCGUGUUUUCGUCUCCAAAACACCGUGAGAAGUAGUUAGUAAAGUGCUAUGUUCUGUUAGCUGAGGUGGCAGGGUCCAGCGGUGUGGUGUAGUCCAGGUGGCUUUGUUGUGAUGGGAAACCGGGGGAUGGAGGAGCUCAUCCCGCUGGUCAACCGGCUUCAGCACGCCCUGAGCUCCGUGGGCAUCGCGGGACAGGACUACAGCCUCCAUCUGCCUCAGAUAGCCGUGGUUGGGGCGCAGAGUGCGGGCAAGAGCUCCGUCCUAGAAAACUUUGUCGGCAGAGACUUUCUUCCAAGGGGAUCUGGAAUUGUGACUCGGAGACCAUUAGUUUUACAGCUACUCAACUCUGAAACAGAGUAUGGAGAAUUUUUACAUUGCAGAGGAAAGAAGUUUACUGACUUUGAUGAGAUUCGAGUGGAGAUUGAAUCUGAGACAUACAGACUUACUGGGACCAAAAAGAUGAUUUCCCCUUUACCCAUUCAUCUACAAAUCCACUCUCCUCAUGUACUGGAUUUAACUCUUGUGGAUCUGCCUGGCAUUACAAAAGUACCUGUGGGUGAUCAGCCUGCAGAUAUUGAGUACCAAGUACGAGACAUGAUCAUGCAGUACAUCUGCAAGGAGAACUGUCUCAUUCUGGCAGUUACCCCAGCCAACACAGACCUGGCCAACUCUGAUGCAUUGAAACUAGCAAAAGAUGUUGACCCACAAGGCCAACGCACAAUAGGAGUAAUCACUAAGUUAGACCUCAUGGACAAAGGAACUGAUGCUCGGGAAAUACUCGAGAACAGACUGCUUCCUUUACGCAGAGGUUAUGUUGGGGUGGUGAACCGCAGUCAAAAGGACAUUGAUGGGAAAAAGGAUAUUAAGGCAGCUCUGCAGGCAGAGAAGAACUUUUUUCGAUCUCACCCGGCCUAUAGUCACAUCGCUGCUAGAAUGGGCACACCAUAUUUGCAAAAAACACUUAAUCAGCAACUGACAAGUCAUAUCCGGGAGAAACUACCAGCCUUCCGUAGUCAUUUACAUAGUCAGCUUUUGUCCUUGAAUAGAGAGGCAGAGGAGUACAGGAAAUAUGUCCCUGAUGACCCCACCCGGAGGACCAAGACACUACUACAACUUGUUCAACGCUUGGCUGUUGACUUUGAGAAGCUAAUUGAGGGUUCAGGUGAUAAAGUUGACACAGAAUAUUUAUCUGGAGGCGCCAAGAUUAACAGAAUCUUCCAUGAACAGUUUCCACAUGAACUGGUCAAGCUAGAGUCUGAUGAAAGGGAUCUUCGUCGAGAGAUCACAUACGCCAUCAGAAAUAUCCAUGGAGUUAGGACAGGUCUGUUUACACCUGAUCUGGCAUUUGAAGCGAUUGUCAAAAAGCAGAUCUCCAGACUGAAUGAGCCAUGUAUGAAGCUUGUUGAUUUGGUCAGUCAAGAGCUCAUCUCCACUGUAUACCAGUGUAUCAAUAAGCUUGCCUCUUUUCCCAAACUGCGAGAUGAGACAGAGAAAAUUGUCAACACUGAAAUACGGGAGCAAGAAAGUAAAUGCAGAGAUCAGAUUUUGCUGCUAAUUGAAGUACAACUUGCCUACAUAAAUACCAAGCAUGAAGAUUUUGUUGGUUUUUCUUGUGCCCAACAAAUAAUCAACCAAAACAAUAAGAAGAUUGCUGCAAAUGUUAUAGGAAGCCAGGGUGUGACCCCUCUCUCGAGUCUAAUAGUAAUACGCAAGGGUUGGCUGACAAUCAAUAAUAUUGGCAUCAUGAAAGGUGGUGCAAGAGAAUACUGGUUCGUCCUCACUGCAGAGAGCCUGUCCUGGUUCAGAGAUGAUGAGGAGAAGGAGAAAAAGUACAUGCUGCCAUUGGACAAUGUGAAAUACAGGGACAUUGAGAAGAGCUUCAUGUCGAACAAAUUCAGCUUUGCCCUCUUCAACACAGAGCUAAGGAAUGUGUAUAAGGACUACAGACACCUCGAGUUGGCCUGUGUUUCGCAGGAGGAGCUGGACAGCUGGAGGACUUCUCUGUUACGGGCUGGAGUCUACCCUGAGAACACCACUGGGAAUGGGACACCAGAAAACUUCACAGACCCCCAACUGGAGCGCCAGGUGGAAACCAUACGCAACCUUGUCGACUCCUACAUGAACAUCAUCUACAAAACCAUCAGGGACCUAAUGCCAAAGACUGUUAUGCACAUCAUAAUCAACAGUGUUAAGGAGUUCAUCAGCUCGGAGCUCCUGGCCCAGCUCUAUGCUCUGGGAGAAAGCUCCUCUCUGAUGGAUGAGUCACCCAAGCAACAGCAGCAUCGAGAAGAUGUGCUGCGAAAACACACGGCCCUGAAGGAGGCGCUGUCUGUGAUCGGAGAGAUAUCCACAGCUACCUGCACCACCCCACUGCCUCCACCUGUUGACUCAUCCUGGGUCCUUCCAUGCAGUCCAAAUCAUCAUACAAAUAAAAGUAGCCGGAGUAAGUCUGCUUCCCGUACUCCGGCCCCUCCUGGCCCUGCCCCGCCACCACCAGCACCCUUAAAUGAAGAUGGGGAUAAUCACCACCACCGCCAACAGCACCACAGGACUCGCUGUGUCCCUAGGAGGCAACCCCCUGCUGUCCCAAAAGUCAAAUUGUGAGUUUCCUGUGAUGUGCUGAGUUGCUGCUGAAAUCCAAAGAUACCCAUGGUCUGAUGUCUAACCCAGCUGAUGCAUGAGGCUGGGCUGUGUGCCCUGUGGGAGCUGCUGUCUGCAAAAUUCACUGUGCCUCUUGUCUGUUUAGUGUAAACCAAUAGCCAUAAAUACUGGAAUACUUGUUAUCUGUAAGCAGAAUGUCUCCAGUUAAGAUUGUUUAUAUUAUAUCUAUGCAAUGUAAUUUCUUUCUACAAUACACACAUUUUACUUUAUAUAACAUCAUGUAGGCCUAAGCACUACCUUUUUAUGUCACAUGUCUGCAGUUCUCGUUUUGUUACAAUAAGGGAGAGGCUUUUUUUUUUAAAUUCCAUAACUUUUGAUGUUAACACAAAUAUGACUGUAUUUUUCAAUAAACUGAAUUAUGUU
This is a messenger RNA of Periophthalmus magnuspinnatus, 3327 nucleotides long. It is a transcript of the gene dnm3a, whose product is annotated as dynamin 3a. The record is from RefSeq and is a predicted model, not a curated record. Lineage: Eukaryota; Metazoa; Chordata; Actinopteri; Gobiiformes; Gobiidae. Gene Ontology annotation, molecular function: GTP binding; microtubule binding; GTPase activity. The coding region runs from base 415 to 2907 and encodes 830 amino acids. Gene Ontology annotation, cellular component: membrane; cytoplasm; microtubule. The transcript has 20 exons.